AUGCCGAAGAAUAAAGGUAAAGGAGGCAAAAAUAGACGCCGGGGUAAGAAUGAGAAUGACUGUGAGAAGAGAGAACUGGUGUUCAAAGAAGAGGGGCAGGAAUACGCGCAGGUCAUCAAGAUGCUGGGGAAAGGACUGCUGGAGGCGAUGUGCUUCGAUGGCGUGAAGCGGGUGUGUCACAUCCGCGGGAAGCUGCGCAAGAAGGUGUGGAUCAACGCCGCCGACAUCAUCCUGGUCGGCCUCCGCGACUACCAGGACAACAAGGCCGACGUGAUCCUCAGGUACAAUGCGGAAGAGGCGCGCAGCCUGAAGGAGUAUGGCGAGCUGCCCGAGCACGCGAAGAUCAACGAGACCGACAUCUUUGGCCCCACCUUUGGCCCCGGAGACGACGACGAAAUCCAGUUUGACGACAUCGGGGACGUCGACGACGACCUUAACUACCUGUGAGUCGAGGCCGCGCCGGCCUGGCAGGCU
Molecule: messenger RNA, 474 nt
Organism: Octodon degus (degu)
Lineage: Eukaryota; Metazoa; Chordata; Mammalia; Rodentia; Octodontidae
Product: eukaryotic translation initiation factor 1A, X-chromosomal-like
Exons: 1
Coding region: 1-447 (148 amino acids)
Biological process (GO): translational initiation
Cellular component (GO): cytoplasm
Molecular function (GO): RNA binding; translation initiation factor activity
Source: RefSeq, a predicted model, not a curated record